Molecule: messenger RNA, 5332 nt
Organism: Blepharisma stoltei
Lineage: Eukaryota; Ciliophora; Heterotrichea; Heterotrichida; Blepharismidae
Source: the annotation of a GenBank genome assembly
AUGCCAAAAUUCAAUAUUUCUCCCCAAGAAGACGUUCAAUUCCUUGAAAACCGUGAAUUAAUCACUGUUUACCCUGAACUCAAUUCUAAAAUCUUGGCAUUCUUCGGGAGCUUUUUUAGGGCUAAAUAUGAUCAAAAAAUAUCACUUAAAAAGCAAAUUAUCAUAGAGGCAACAGUUAGCAUAAUUAUAGCAGUUCAGUCGGUCUCGAUUAUUUGAUAUGCAUUAAUGCCUAUCAGCAAUUGGGAGAGCUAUUCGGUUUUUUGAGAGGUCAUGGGCUAUACCAAUUUGGAGAGUAUUUGUGACGCGUUUAAUAUUUUGGAUAAGUGCUUCUAUGCAGUGAUAAUAAAUAUUUCAUUUUGUGCGCUGUCAGUCUUUUCUGCUGGAAUUUUAAAUUUUUAUGGAAGAAGUCUGCCAGAAAGUGUCAUGGCUAUAUCAAGGAAAGUAUUUUUUAUGCUUACUACAGUGCUUUAUAUUCCGUUUUUGCUAGUCCUGCUUGAUACUUUUACAGAAUCAUCGCAUUUAAAUUAAAUUAAAAGUCUUACCUUCUUCCAGAUUUGAUGGCUCUGCAUAAUUCGACUAAUGCCAAUCUAAUUCUACGCGGAUUUUUAGUCGCUAUUUCGAAUAGUAGUCUUCUCUAGGAGCAAGGGCUCUCAAUAUAAUUCUCAAGAGUAUCAAUGGGUAAGUGAGACGCUCUGUCAGAAGGUCAUCGGGUGACGGCCACCUUUGGGAGAGGUGACACCUAGGAAAAAGGAACCACACCUUCCGGACCGGAAAGAAAAAAGCUGUGGCCCAAAAACCACUUGGAUAACUAAUACUUUUCCAUGGAGCCAUGACCAGCUGAUUCCCAAGGCCACCCUUCAAAGUGACUUUUGCGAUUAGGGCAGAGUUAUCUCUUCAAGAGCAUAUUAGUCGCAACCGCCAUAUUAAUUAUUCACAUUUAAAGGAAUCAGCAGGAUCUACCAGCGAAAAUAGUGGAACAAGUGCAGACUUUGAUAGUCUCGGGGUCGCAUUGAGUAUUUUUUUUAUAGUGAUUUUUGUGUUUUUAAAUGUAAUUUCCGAGUUUUUUACUGCAGAUUUAUCCCAUAUGCAUGUAGAAAUUAAUUUAAAAGCUAGAUCACAUUCUUCAUUAGAUUUGCUGAUUUGGUUGUUUUAUGCCGCUGAGUGCGUUAUUUAUUAUAUUGGGAGCAGAGACUAUGCAGUUGGGAGCCAAAUUGGAAUUUUAUCCUUAGCUGUUCUUUUGUGCUGGAUGCUCUUGGCAGAUUUCGCUUAUUUUAAUUCUACUGCUAGUGCAAUACAACUAUGCAAGCUGGUAUCACUCGUGGUAAGCUUGCUUUCUUUUUUACUAGCAGCUGCAAUUGAUGACAGCUUAAUAACCGUCCUUGGGUAUCUAGUUAUUCAGCCUUUUAUUUUGAUAAACACUUUUCGAAAAGUCAAGAAUCAAGGUCCUUUGAAAAAGACUGAACUCAAAACAAUCAAUGACUUCGAAUUAAGCAUAAGGAGCUUAAUGAUAGACCCAAAACUCGAAAAUAAAGAAAGGAUCAUAGACUUGUUUAACCGGUACUUUAAAUGCAAAUCUUCACAAAGAAAUAAGCUGGCCUAUAUAUGGGAGAUUAAUUAUUGCCUUCAUGGAUUAGAUGACGAGAGGCUGGCAAGGAUUAAAUUAUCUAGGCUCAAUAGUGUAGCGCAAUCCUUAGAAGGCGCAAUUCAAGAGUGAAAAAUUAGUGAACAGCUGAAGAAAAAUAUCCAAGAAAGUCCUCAGGAUAUACAGUAUAUCCAAUAUGUGCUAGACAUAGAAAAGACAAAAAACUAUGAUAUUGAUUUGUGUGUCGGACUUGUAAAUUUAUUGACAGAGUUUUCUAGGGAAUCCCCAGAUGUUAAAAAGCUAAUCACUUUUAUAUCAUCUGUCUCUGAUCUUGCUGCCAAAUCAAAAAGCUCAUAUGAGAAAAUUAAGAUUAAGAUUAAGAUUACGCUGGGUAUUUAAGGUCCCUACUACGUCCGAGGUCGCAUGCCACGGUUUCCCGUGUGGUGGCAGAGCGUUCACCAAGCCCGGGCCGAAACCCCGGUUUCUCGGUAGAGGUAUUGUCAAGGGCCGUCUCAUACCGGCUUUGCUGACCACCUCCAUUUCCAACUUGGAUCGUCGCCUAAGUUUACGCCAACUCCGCUUCGUCGUCCCGCCAGAUCUGCCCAUUGAAGGGCACCUUUUCAACUGGAGAGACCCCCGUUUUGGUGUCUAACUCGCCUCCCCUCUUUCCGGUCAUCCCGAGAAAGAACUCAACAGCUUUCGCCAUUCGGGGCGAGCCACUAAAGCAGCUUAGGCAGGUAAGUCGCCCUGCCUCAUUUCGGGCACUCACUGGGCUGAGCGCUGCUGGCAAAAAGAAGUCACGAAUAACUGCCCAUGGGUCUGGUCGCAAAAACAGCGGCUCUCGCGCUUAGGCCUCUCGCUUCGAGGUCCCAGACGUUGUUGGGCUAAUUCCUGGCUCCAAAAACCAUGACCGGAUAUACAUGGGUAACCACCACUGAGAGGGUGGGUGGGUCGCCAUACGCCAUUUUAUGUAUAUUCAUAUGAGAAAAAUAAUUGAUAAGUAUAAAAAUAUCGAAGCUUUCGACCUUUUUAUAUCUUUUUUGGAAAAUGUCCUCAGAAAGUUUGAUGAUGCUAAUGCGAUUAGAAGAAAAAAGAACUGGCUCACUGAAAUCGGCUCAAUAAUAAAGAAUGACAGCGCCAUUAAGAUUUUUAAUAAAAAAGUCGGGAUUAUCCUGAUCUCCGCAAACCCAGAAACUAUGGGCCUUAUUACACACAUAAACGAUAACGCAUCUAGGUACCUUAAGAUUUCCAAACAAGAAGCAAUAGGCAGCGAUUUAUCAGAUUUUGUUCCUUACCCUUAUAAAAUUAAUCACAGGCAGCAUCUUUUACACUUCACAUCACGAUGCAACGACUCAAACAAAGAAAUCACUCCAAUGUUUUUCGUGCAAGACCACCAAGAAUAUUUAUUUGACUGCAAUAUUGAGAUAAAAUACACAGCUCUCCACUACAAUUCUUAUUUCUUAGUAUCCUUGAAGCCUCACCAUUAUUCUCGUCAAAUAAUUUUGGUUUCAGAUGAAGGCUUUAUUUUGGGCUAUUCCAUGAAAAUCCCAGCUAUUUUUGGCUUAUCUGACCGCUGGACGCUCAACAGAUCAACUAUUUUUGAUUUUGUCGCUGAUUACUCAGAGAUGAGUCUGAACCAUACUUAUUAUAUUUUUUACAAAAACAAAAAACUCGCAGUUGUGAGACAAAAUUUACACAUAAAGUCUGUCACAAUUCACAUUGUUAUGGUCAUCAGCGAGCCAAGUCAUAUUGAAAUGCUGGAGCAAGGCUACACUUUGGAGCAAAUGUUUUGGGCCAUAAGCAAUCAAGGCUCAGAAAAAGAAGUUUCAAGAGAAAACAUAAUGGAAAGAGUGAAGAUUUUGUCAAGUAAGCAUGAAACUGACAUGGACUACUCAAUAAGCACAGAAAAGCUCGAUGAAACCCAGAUCGCUACUACUGAAAAAUGGCUAAAAGCUAACAAAAGUGACACAAAAUCCAACUUGUCUCCAAGCCAGUCUUCAACGCAGUCAAAAAGCUCGAUCCUCAUCACAAAUAAUUUCGUUUCACAGAUAAGAAGGGCUGUUAAUGUUUUUCGAGUUGUUUUGCUGAUUGCUGUCUUGGUCAUGCUUGGAAUAAACUUCGCGAUUCUUGGCGUUAUUUAUAGUAAUGUCUCCCAUUCGACGUCAAUACAGUCUUUUAAUGAUAUGGGGCAGGCUCUUUAUUGUAUAGCUUCAAUUGCUAAUCUAGUGAGGUCAAUCGAUCUAGAAUACAGGACUGGAAAAUAUAACUUAACAAGGGACACGGGAUAUUUGGAAGAGAAUAUGGUCAGUUUAUCUUUAUUGCAAAAGAAUCUGCUGGAUGACUACGAUGACUGAAGCUACUGCUCAGCGUCAAAAAUCAUGACUGAUAACGAAAUCCCUAUAUGAAAUUUUGCAUCUGGGACGCCAAUUUUGAUUUACUACAAUUUAUAUGAUGCUAUGCAGGAAUUCAUAAACUAUGUAAUUUACAUUUAGGGGCGAGACCUCCUGCUGCUGAUUGAGGAAAAAAAUGCAAACUAUAACCAAGAACUAUAUUUUUUGGUCCUUAACAGCUUGAGUUUUGGGUACCAUAAAAUUGAUCACUCGCUUCAAGAGCUUGUUGAUUGUGAAAAGAAUCGAAUUAAGGACUCUGGAGAUAACUUAAGAAUCAUUAUUAUCUGCGUCAUUCUUAUUCUUGGAGGAAUAGCUGCAUUUCUUAUAUCUUGCAUCGUUCUUAUUAGAAGAAAAUAUGAGAUGUUGUGGGCUUAUAUUAGGAUAAACGCUUUUAACUCAUAUGCGACUCUCAAAGCAUCAGCUAUUGACAGACUCUCAGCAAUCCAUGAAAUUAUACUGGAAGACGAAAGCAGACCGAACUCCAGCAAGCUCAAAGAGAAGCCUAUCAACACAAAGAUUUUAUUUAGAUACAGCGUCAGGGUAUUCUCUCUUGCUGCUUUGUCGCUUUCCUUUUAUCUAUUGACUUUGUUUUAUCUGUAUGUAAACUGUGAAGAAGCAAUGCAAAACAGACCUCAAUUGUUGUACAAUUUUAUUGAAAGAAGGACUCUGUUGUCUCAAAUCGGACUUUUUGCAAGAGAUGUAAACCGACCACAGAGGCUUCGUCGUUUUAUUAGAUCAGAACUUUUUGGUAGUGUGGCAAUUCCUAGGUAUUUUGAUCUCGAUGAUUUUGAUAGAAUUGUAAUGGGAUAUGAGGAAAAAGUUCAUAUAAAAUGGCAUGCAACGACCACAGAUGGUUAGGACUUUCCCAAACUCAUACGGACUUGCCAAUCCCAACAUUCAGCUAAAUUAUCUAAUUGACAGGUUUGCUAAGAGCGCAACACAAAUCAGAAAGCACAAAUACACAUCUAUGCUAAAUAACUACCUAUGAGAUAGAUAUUUUGAAAGAGUCGCAAAUUCAGCGCCUAUUCUGGCGUUUGGUACCAGAGCAGGGCAAUAUUCAAUCAUUUUUGACGCAUACAACCUGGCUGCCCCAAAUUUCACACCGGCUGACCAGAUGAUGGCUGAUUUUCUCGGAAAUUGCUCUAUAGUCCAAGAAGCCAUCGGGAAGAAUUAUAACUUGACUGAUCAAUCAACAAUAGAUGUGAUCAAUGCCCAGCUCUGAAAUUUCAUUUAUGUCACAAUUGCCUAUUGUGUGAUUCUUGCACUUCUAUACUGCUUCUUCUAUCUGCCAUUCUUGGCAAAGGAAAUUAGGCUCCUCUAUAAGAUAAAGAAAGCAGCCGCAAUUGUUGCUGACAAAUAG